This is a messenger RNA of Halichondria panicea, 911 nucleotides long. RefSeq names its product superoxide dismutase [Mn]-like. The record is from RefSeq and is a predicted model, not a curated record. NCBI's taxonomy places the organism in Eukaryota, Metazoa, Porifera, Demospongiae, Suberitida, Halichondriidae. Gene Ontology annotation, molecular function: metal ion binding; superoxide dismutase activity. The transcript has 3 exons. Gene Ontology annotation, biological process: superoxide metabolic process. Bases 57 to 830 code for a protein of 257 amino acids.
ACCCCCCAAUAGAAAUAAAGAGGGCGUUCUGUCAAGUCCAGAAGCUAGAGCUAGAGAUGAUGAGUGUGUUUGUUGCUCUCUUGCUUUCUUUGCUCUGCAUCUGCAGUACCCAUGGCCAGGAGAGGGUGUAUGAAGGGAUUCUGAGGAAUACUUUGCCAUAUCCUUUGCCAGAACUUCACUUCACCUAUGAAGCAUUGGAGCCCGAAAUAGACAGUGCGACUGUGCGUGUGCAUCACACUGGUCACCACAAGGCAUACACUGACAACAUGAACAGGGUCCUGACUGAAUGGAGGACAGAGGACCCAGAGUCGGAGCUGGCCCACUCCUCUAUAGUAGACAUCCUGGAGCACCUGACCGAGGUGCCUAGCAAUUAUCAGACUCAGAUUCGUAAUCACGGCGGUGGCUACGUCAACCACAUUUUCUAUUGGGCCACCCUCUGCCCAAGCUACUACAGCGAUGUAAAUCCUGAGGGAGAGUUGCGAGAGGAUAUUGAAGAGUUCUUUGGAAAUAUGACUAUUUUCUUUAGCGAGUUUUUCCCGGCUGCGACACAACUGUUUGGUUCUGGAUACGCUUGGUUGGUGGAGGACAAAGAGGGACGUUUGAGCGUGGAGACUACUGUCAACCAGGACUCUCCUCUUUCCAAUGGUCGCUACCCUCUCUUGGUCAUAGAUGUCUGGGAACAUGCCUACUACCUCAAGCAUCAGAACAUGAGGAGUAGCUAUGUUGCAAACUGGCUCAAUCUUAUCUGCUGGGGGGAAGUGCAGCAGUUGCGACACUUCUGGAGGGAGGCAGGAAAGAUUCCAAAAAAGAACCGCAAAACUGAACUAUAAAGCUGAGCAGUCAUUAAUUUUUAAUGUGUUUUAUAAUUGUGUACAAUCCACCGGAGGUCGAUGCUUUUGCUUUUGUUGCCA